CUGAUUCAAUAUUAUCAACAAUUUAUUAAUUAAUUGCUUCGGAUUAGUUCUGAGUUUCUCUUUUUUGUGCGUUUGGUUCGUCUUGUGCGAAAAAUAAUUUGUGUCAUUUCACGCGCCAAUUCUUUGUUCCGAAUUCUAGGAAAUAUUCAAAAGGAAAUAUUUGAAGGUUUCAACUAUGCCCAACCAACACAUACAAGAAAUUAUCGAAAAGCAAGAAAGGCAUCGAUAUGAUGCGAAAGAGAACUGUCUUAAAAUGUACGGGUCAGAGGUGGAGAAUAAACAUCGGUUACCUUAUUUCAAUCAAAGUACACAAAGUUUGAUGUGUCCUCCUUUCUGGGACUCUAUUCUUUGUUGGCCUCAUACUCCAGCAGGAGUUUUAGCUGUAAACCCAUGCCCAUCUUACAUAGCUGGAUUCAAACCGGAGUAUAACGUCACCAGGAAAUGUACUGAAGAUGGUAUAUGGUUCACGAAUCUUACUACACACGAACCUUGGGCUAAUUAUACAUCGUGUUAUGAAGGUGCAAUAACUACAAUUUUCACCAAUAAUUCCGGAAAAGCAGGAAUUUCAAAAAGUUAUGAAGCCAUUGUGCCAGCAGUUAAAAUUAUAUCCGAAACAGGAUAUGCAGUUUCAUUGAUAUCUCUCCUGAUAGCUUUCUUAAUAAUGUUGCUUAUCAGAAAAUUGCAUUGUGCUAGAAACAUUCUCCAUAUGAAUUUAUUUGCGUCUUUUAUAAUGAGAGCAUUCUUCUACAUUCUGAAAGACAUACUGUUUAUUGACGGGGUGGGGCUCACAAAUGACUUGAGCGAAAGAAAUGGAUACCUGUACUUCAAGACAGACAUAGAGAAAAAUAACUACGAAUGCAAACUUUUAACGAGUUUGGUGCAAUAUUUCACCACGGCGAACUAUUCAUGGAUUUUGAUGGAAGGACUAUAUCUUAACAAUUUGAUCUUUAGGGCACUUUUUGCAGAUUCCAGCAAAAAUCUAAUAUACUAUAUUUGUGCGGGUUGGGGCCUACCACUUCUGGUCAUAAUACUCUGGAUUAUAGCAAGAAUUUUCUUGGAUGAUAUUACAUGUUGGACUAUGAAUGACGAUAUUAUUCCAUUUUUGAUUAUUGCCAUACCAACAGUAAUAUCAGUGCUGAUAAAUUUCGCUCUGUUCAUCAUUAUAUCUAUAGUACUCUACACAAAACUGAAUUCUCCAAUUUGCGAGGACACACAGAGAUACCAGAAAUGGGCAAAAUCGACCCUAGUUUUGGUACCACUAUUUGGAGUGCACUACGCCAUAUUGUUGAUUUUUUAUUUUAUCGGACAAACAUAUAUUUGGCUCAUCUUCGAUACUCUUUUUGGAAGCUUUCAGGGAUUUUUUGUGGCAGUUCUAUAUUGCUUCUUAAAUGGUGAAGUUAAAACCGAAAUGAAACCCCACAUAACCAGCAUAUUGACAUAUUUAGCUACCAACAGAAUAUCCAGGAUAUGUUUUCCCUGUAGACAGCGCAUUUUAAGAUUAGCAGUGGGGAGGCAGUCAGUUUGCACGACUAUGUCAUGUAGUUCCAUUUAUGCCAAUGGAGUGGUUCAUCGUAGCAGUAAAUCAAGAAGUGAAAAAAGAAAACAGUCAGCAGUUCAAGAGAGAGAUAAAAAUCACCAUUGUAAUGGGAUGAGACCAGUGAGAAAUGGACAUGUUUAUAACUGUAACAAAUGCAGCUCGUACUGUGGACAGGCAGAAACCUCACUAUGCAUAGAUCCAAGAACAGAAAGAAAAUCUACUGGGUACGCAGUUGCCGAUGAAGAAAUCUGUAUGUUGACGAGAAAUUGUUGAAAUGUUCUAAUUUUGAUCAAAGUGAUCUAGGCAUAUCCUAUAACUCGUUGCUGUAAGCAUGACACGAGUGACAAAAAAUGUAUGAAUUAGUGAUAAGGUGACAACAGCACUCUUUGUAAUAUUGAUAACAAAUGGAUAAAUUUCAUGUUCUGUAUAUUUUUCGUUAUGCCAUCAAUGUAGAAAAACGUGUUACAGAUUCAUAUUACUGUACAUUUAGGUCUUGAAAAUGCUACUCUAUGCUGCAUUUUGCUAAUAUUUUAUUCAUUUAUAUUGACAGUGAUUUUUUUCAUUCAAUUAAAACUUCAUUUUGACUGAUGUGAUUGCAAUGAAUAACCUUCUCGGUAAAAUUUUAGAUUUUGUUAUGUGAUUUGUGAUACAUAUCUUUAUUCAAAAUUUGUCGGACUCAUAUAUUUUUCAAGAUACGGCCAUUCCAAAAUCGAUAAUACUAUAAAACAAGUUUUUAGGGUCCAUUUCUGAUAAUAAACUUUCUUCUCACGAUCACAUUCUUCUAAUCGUGACUUAUUUCAAACAUUUUCACAAAAUGUUCAAUUUUUUGUUAUCACUGUUAACAAAUAUCAAGUCUGAAUUAAAAAAAUAUGUUGCCAGAUUCUGAAAAUUUUACUCAGCUUGUUAGAAAUUUUGUACAGAAUCUAUUUUUAUGUAGGAAUGUAAAACCAUGUUUACCACUGUUUACUACAGUGUGUCAAUUUGAAAAUGUACCAGCCUCUCUAUUUUGUCCCCUAUAAAGAAUCUGAAAACAUGCAAAAACAAGUCAAACUUAUUUUUAUGGAGGACACUUGGCAAGCUAGUUUUUAAUUAAACUAAAUCAACCCCCGAGCAGGGGUGGAACUACCCCAUUACCUUUCUUGUUAGCAGUUCGCGAGAAAUGUGGUAAAAACUGUUGACAACUUCAGGUAUCCAGAACACUUUGUAAUAUUAUUUUGAUGAACUGAAAGAAACUAAAUUCAUAUUACAUAAUGGUGAAUUUAAAAGUAUUUUCAAUUCUAAUAUUCAUAAAGAAGCAUAAUACUCCGUUGAGAAUUGUUAUUAAAAAUAAUGUACAUAUCCAAAACAAGCCUCUUGGUAGUUAGUUGAAGAGUUGUCAAAAAAAGACAAAACCAAUUUUUCAAUAACAUAUUUUUGGCAACCAGAAAUGGUCUCGAAAUGAUAAAAAAAUGGAGGAUGUUUUAUUUCACCUGGGCUCUUUUUUUUCUAAACUAGGCAUAUGUAGUGUAUUCAACUUGUGAAAUCGAUGAAACGGCCGGCGGCCGUUAAAAAACUUCUAUUCCAUCGAUGAGAGAUUUAUCAUCUAUGGCACCAGUAUUUGAACUUGUCGGUGUGACCUCAUUACCAUCAAAUAGUUGUCUCGUUAUAUUCAUUCUCUUUGAAACUGAAUUUUCAAUAUACGACUCCGCCACCGCAGAAGAGUUCCAACCUCCAAGUUCUCUUACCGAUAGUAGAUCGUCACCAUUUUCUACAAGCUUAGAAGCCGAGGAUCUGCGAAACGAGUGCCCUGUGUAGAACUGCGGAUUUUCCAGUUUUAAGAAUGCUGCAAUUUUCUUUGAAACAGAUCCAAUAGUCCACAACUUGUUUAACACCAUUCCUAUAACCAAUGAAGAAUCGCCGAUUUUCCAAAUUUGAAAGCCGUAUUUUUGAUAUAAACCAUAGACAUCAAAAGGAAGUUCCUUUUGUUUUUAGUAUACCUCAAUGUAACCAAAACUCUUGUACUGGUUUUCAAAAUCAUCCACAGUCAGCUUAACAAGUUAAUCACGUUUACAGGCGCCAAAGAUACCACACCUUAAUACAACCUUUUCUAGCAACCAUGUAUGAUCAUCUGCCUCCAAC
Molecule: messenger RNA, 3655 nt
Organism: Leptinotarsa decemlineata (Colorado potato beetle)
Lineage: Eukaryota; Metazoa; Arthropoda; Insecta; Coleoptera; Chrysomelidae
Product: vasoactive intestinal polypeptide receptor 2
Biological process (GO): cell surface receptor signaling pathway; adenylate cyclase-modulating G protein-coupled receptor signaling pathway
Cellular component (GO): plasma membrane
Molecular function (GO): G protein-coupled peptide receptor activity; peptide hormone binding
Source: RefSeq, a predicted model, not a curated record